UUGCGUAUGCAUUUUCUCCCCUUUGCAUGAGUCAAUGAUCUGCGGUUUCCUAUUGUCAUGCUAGUGGCUCGCUGUUAUUCCUCGUGUUGACAGCGUUUGAUCCGGUCUCCAUUAGACAGAAGUGCAUUGAUUAAACGCGCACCAUGGACUUCUCUAUCCGCGCCGCCAACCUCGAGGACUGCAAAGACAUUGCGCGCAUGAUCAUGGAACUGGCCGAAUAUGAGAAGGUGUCAGAGCACGUGAAAGUGACUCAGAAAGACUUGGAACAAGAUGGCUUCUCUAAGAACCCCUUCUUCCACGGAAUCGUGGCAGAGGUUCCGGAGGCGCAGCGAACCAAAGACGGGCAUGUGAAGAUCGGCUACGCGCUCUACUUCCUCAGCUACAGCUCCUGGAAGGGGCGCUGUGUGUACAUGGAGGACCUCUACGUCAUGCCUGAGUUCAGAGGCAAAGGAAUUGGGAAGGCGCUGAUGAGCAAGGUGGCCCAGCUGGGCAUGGCGGCCGGCUGCACUCAGCUGAACUUCACGGUGCUCGACUGGAACAAGGCCUCGCUGGACUUCUACGCGGCGCAGGGCUGCAGCGACGUGACGGCCGCGCUGGGCUACCACGUCAUGCGCUGCGAGGGGGAGGAGCUGGAGCGGCUGGCCCAGCCCUAGCGCCGCCCGUUACCGUGGUGACGGCCCCCAUCCUCCCCAGCACCCCCCCCCCCUCCCAUCCUCCCCCCCACCCCCCCCCCCCUCCCUCCCUCCCUGACCCACGAAAACUGUGCAGCCACUCAGGGUAACGUCUCCGUGACAACCACAGCGGGUUGAUUCGCUUCAAUAGAAAGAUAUCCAAUGAUAAAACACAAAGCAUCAAUAGCAGAGUACCUCCCGUGGAUUAGGUUGUAGCGGAGACUCAGUUUGGGGUUGGUGUGAGGCUUCAGAGAGCUGGAAGGGGUGCAGUAGUACAGUAUGAACCGAUGGGAACGAGGUACUGACAUGUGUUCAUGGGUGUUGCUCUGCUGGCCCGACCGACCCACCCUUCUGUUGAUGUUUUGAAACCAAAGAACGGCAUUAAUGAUCAACGCACAACGUGUGUAACACACAACGUGUAACGCACAAUGUGUGUAGCGCACUGUAUGGGGAAGCACAAUGAGGUCUGCACUGGAGUCGAUGAAUAAAGGAGGAAAUGUGGUCUUUUGAUUCGCGUUUACGCGUAAAUCUAUUGUUGACAAUAUAUUUUUUAUUUACGUAUUUGCGGAAUUGGAAGCAAACUAAAUAGAUGACGGGCAUUAAAACUCACCAAUCAUGCUCAGUAAUACUAAUACUAAUAUGUAAUACUUCACUUUAACCUCACUUUAACGGAACUAAGACAGAGCACACUUUGAUCCGACAGUGUAUAAGUUACGAUGCAAACACAUUUGUCACGUCAUUCAUUCCUCUCAUGAAUCUGCUGUAAAUGAAACCCAUCGGAAUAAUAUCAGACUCUGUUUUUAGAGAAAUAGCUUCUAUUUUUGUUGGGAUACGCGGCGACACUUUGCAAUAACGACGACCGGCCUCAGGGAAGCAGACCGGGACUCGAGCCCGUUCCUCGAGGACCAAGAUCACACAGAGACAGACAUAAGGCUGGACGUUCCUCGAGGAACCAGGAUCACACAGAGACAGACAGACGGCCGGACGUUCCUCGAGGACCAAGAUCACACAGAGACAGACAGACGGCAGGACGUUCCUCGAGGACCAGGAUC
This is a messenger RNA of Gadus chalcogrammus (walleye pollock), 1723 nucleotides long. It is a transcript of the gene sat2a.1, whose product is annotated as spermidine/spermine N1-acetyltransferase family member 2a, tandem duplicate 1. The record is from RefSeq and is a predicted model, not a curated record. NCBI's taxonomy places the organism in Eukaryota, Metazoa, Chordata, Actinopteri, Gadiformes, Gadidae. Gene Ontology annotation, molecular function: N-acetyltransferase activity. The coding region runs from base 144 to 653 and encodes 169 amino acids. The transcript is spliced from 6 exons.